ACAAAAUUUUAGUGCAGAUAACACGGAUGCAGCUAAGCCGACGUCGUUUUUGCAAUUUUCGUUAGUUGCCGGAGACUAUUACCAUUUACCAUUCACCUUGCAAGCACUCGGUAUGUAACGACUAUGGGAACUCUUCAACUCUCUCUUCCGCCGUCGUCCAGCCAUACCCUCCACGGCUGCCACCAACAGCCACCGUCGCCACCGCUACAGCGAAAGCUAUUCCCCAAAUGUGCACUGAGCAAACAAGCCUACCGCCGCCUUCUCUCGCAGUUCCCAAUCCCCAAAUUCACAGCAUCUUCCCCCAAAGCCCAACCUCCCAACGCCGCCUCCCACUUCUCCCCUCUUGUCCUUCUUAUUCCUAGAGGGCGCUUUGGCACCAUAUAUGCUGCGUUUGCAGGAAGAAAUCACGAUGAAUUGAGCUACGGCGAUGAAUUUCGUGAUGAGCCCUUUUGGUUGAGUUUGAUCAAAGAAGCAAUCUGGGGUUUGAAAUCUUUAUUGGUCUUUCUGGUGGAGCAGCCAAGUCAGCUUAAAUAUAUUGAAUGGCCAAGCUUCAAAAGCACGCUGAAGACGGCAACUCUCACUCUUGUUCUUGUGGCACUGCUUAUCGUUGCUCUCUCCUCAGUUGACUCUGCCCUCAGCUAUCUGUUGGCUUUGCUUCUCCGGCGAACCCCAUGACAUAUUUGACACUCUGUGAACGACAUACUUUUAAUGCAUGGUCCUGCUCGCCAAAACUGCAGAUGCUGAUCAAUCCAUGUCAACAUCAUCAUGGUAGGCGGAAGUCUGUUUGCCCCUCGAUAACCGGUAGUGUUUGCACAACUCUUGGAGCAAGGUUAUAGGGGAAAAACACAUGGUUAUGAAGUUAAAAAUUGAUUCAGGGAGAGCGAUGAACAGUUUCAAAGUGCUUUCUCAAAUUUGAUGAAAAUAUAUUUUUGCUGGAAGUUGUAUUGAUAACUCUUAAGGAAAAAAAAUCUGCACUACCAAAAA
Malania oleifera is the source of this 984-nucleotide messenger RNA. RefSeq lists its product as uncharacterized. Bases 124 to 675 code for a protein of 183 amino acids. The transcript is spliced from 4 exons. Gene Ontology annotation, biological process: protein targeting. The record is from RefSeq and is a predicted model, not a curated record. NCBI's taxonomy places the organism in Eukaryota, Viridiplantae, Streptophyta, Magnoliopsida, Santalales, Ximeniaceae. Gene Ontology annotation, cellular component: membrane.